UUUUGGCGAUUCCAGCUUCUCUUCCUGGCAAAGAUCAAGUCAUGCGGCUUAUGGCAGCUUAGUCAGACGGCUUUGGGUUCCACUUCGCCCGUAGUUUUGGUCAAAAUUCUACCAUUUGCAGUCAUCCACGCAGCUCGACCAUUUAUACAUAUAUAUAUAUAUAAAUGCUCUUCAUUGGCCGUUGACGUUUGUGGCUCCAGACGCGUGGUUCCGGGCGGGCAAGCGCUAGGGGACACCUCCCUGGCCGCCAGGAUGGACUGGGACUACUUGUCGGGCUUCAUCCUGUUUUGUCUCUUCCUCUCCGCUAUUUUCGCAGUCUUAGGGCAAGUCGGCAGGCAGUCUGGAGCCAUCAAGCACUGAUGGCGUUUCCACUCAGGCAGGGCACGCGCAGCAUCGUCUCGCGGGCCUUGGGGCAUGGAGCGCUGCAGCACUUGCAGGAGGAGGUCGCUGGCAAGUUCGCACAGCUGGCAUCGGGCAAGCCCCCGAACAUCAGCACAGCGCAACUGAUUCAGAUCUUCUUCGAGCUGGGGCUGGCAGACGUGAAGCGGCACCAAGUGGGGGACGUGAUCAAUGACCUCAUGCAGCACGGCUUCUACUGCAAGACCCAUCCCCGCAAAAAGGACAACUGUGGGCCGAUGCCCCCACCAAACGUUGGCUUGACUGAAGCCCAGCGCUGGGCCACGCUCCUCUUUCUUCGUCGUUUGCGUGCCAACCACGCAGGUCCACCUGCCAAGGGCAUGCCGCCGCGUCACCUGGUGCCCUGUGCGGCCACCUGGUGCCAGUGCCCCCCGGGUGCUGCCGGCACGAACAGCUGUGCCAUGCAACAAUUCUUGAAGGACUUCAAGAAGGGCGCAGAAGAAUGAUGAGGAGGCUGGACGAUUGCUGAAGCUUUGUGUCACCGUAGAACAGCGCCCAGAACAUCGGGCCAUGCGUCAACAUGCGUCAACCAUCGAGCACCCUAAAGUGAA
This is a messenger RNA of Durusdinium trenchii, 968 nucleotides long. Lineage: Eukaryota; Dinophyceae; Suessiales; Symbiodiniaceae. The record is from the annotation of a GenBank genome assembly.